Messenger RNA from Caenorhabditis remanei, 1488 nucleotides. RefSeq lists its product as uncharacterized. The transcript has 7 exons. The record is from RefSeq and is a predicted model, not a curated record. The coding region runs from base 1 to 1488 and encodes 495 amino acids. Lineage: Eukaryota; Metazoa; Nematoda; Chromadorea; Rhabditida; Rhabditidae.
AUGUUAUACUCAAUCGUAACAAUAUUGAUUGUGAUGAUGGGGCGAAUCAACAUCGCCGGAGCCAUAAUUCCACCAAAUGGAAUGGAUGAGGAGCAACUGGAAUUUAUUGAUAAAGUGAAUCAAUUAAGACAGACGUUCGCUGUAAAGUUUAAGAUUCAGAAUAUGCAGAUGUUGAUUUGGAGCAAAGAACUGCAAAAUGCAAUCAACGAAUCAAUGCAUCACGGCAACCUUGCACAUUUUAGUGUUCGAAAAUGGCGACUUGUGGAGUUGGAUGAUUAUAAACAAACGAAUGACAUGAAAGAAAAAUUGACAUUUGACUUUGUAGAAUACUCGGUGAAGUAUAUAGAAAAUUUUACCUUAUCAGAUGUCUACCAUGGCGAAUUAGAACUUUACAAUUCGCAUCAGAAUGAAAUUGGAUGUGCUAGAUUCAAGUCGGGAUAUAGGUCCAGAGUGACUUGCUUAAUAGGACCCAAUGGGCCCCUAGCCCCAGCACCAAGAUACCAGUCUGACCAGAAAUGCACGUCACCACUCAAAUUUGACGAAGUCAACGGACUGUGCACACCGCCUGAUUUGUUUGCUGAUUCCAGAGAAUUGAUGUUUAUAGGUGUGUUGAAUGAGAAGAGACGACAGUAUGCAAAAGACCUAAAUAUUGCUAAUCUGCAUGAAUUGACCUGGAGCAAAAAUCUAAAAACAACAGCAGCAAUUCUGAAUUUUGAUUCCAUACUUCCCUCAAACCGGGCCUAUCGAAUCAUUGCAUUCAAGAAAUACUCGAACGGAUUAGAAUAUUGCGAUCAAAACUGCCCAACCCUGAAGUUCCCAACUGACGGAAACCAAGAAGAGACGUUCUAUAUGGGAUUCGAGCAGUACCAUCCAAAACAGACUGAAAUUGCGUGUGUCAACAAGAAGGAUGGGAACAAUGGCAACAAUAUUAUGUGUUUAUUGGGUCCGAAGGCAGACUUCAGAGUAGGACAGGCAGAGUUCAUAACCGGUGUCCCUGGCUCCAACUGUACUAUGGGAUAUGAGAACAAGAAUGCGCUGUGCUCAAAGAGCAAAUUGGAUGCUCAAGCGACAGUGGAGGCUUCACCAACAUCGCCACCCAAAGAAACCACACCCAAGCUCGUCCAGCAACCACCACCACCUCCACCGACAUCGGCACCAUCAACAGAAGUCACAGUCGAACCCGCUCAGCCACCACCACCCACAACCACUCAACCACCACCUAAAGAUUCAGAUGACGGUACCUGCCCGAACACCCCUCCAGGACCUUCUCAAACAAGAUUCACAACUGAGAAAGUGACACCCGAACCGCCGCCAACACAUCCACCAGAGCUCGCCGAUUAUGAGGAGAUUGAUGGCGAUGAGUAUGAUGAAGACUUUCCGACUGGUAGCCCUCCGUCGCAGAAUGUUUACUGGUAUAAUGAUAGUAGAUGUGGUGGUGGUGGAUUAGUUCUACUUUUGAGUCUUUUUGUGUUUUUCGUUUUUGUCUGA